AUGGCUACAAUGUUACCGUCAAAAGUCCGUCUCGCAGGCGUACGCAACUGCCUCAAUACCUUCGCACAACAUCUACCUGUUAUUUGCUAUCCAAGCCACAAUCAGAAGCAUGGAGGCCUUCGCUUCCAAUCGAAGAAUGCUACUCCUCGCACUCCACGGUCUUCUCCUCUCGGACUUUCCGCCGAACCGCGACCAACAAGCGUGGUUGAACACGUCCUUACCACUUUCGAUCAGCUAGUCGCUUGGGCACGCAAUGGUUCCAUGUGGCCACUCACAUUCGCCCUCGCCUGCUGCGGCAUCGAGAUGAUGCACUCCUCCAUGCCUCGCUACGACAUGGACCGCCUGGGUAUCAUCUUCCGCGCCUCGCCGCGCCAGUCGGACGUCAUGAUCGUCGCCGGCACCGUUACGAACAAGAUGGCUUCGGCUGUGCGACAGUGCUACGAUCAGAUGCCGGAUCCAAAGUGGGUGAUUAGUAUGGGUAGCUGUGCGAAUGGCGGCGGAUACUAUUAUUACAGCUACAGCGUAGUGAGGGGCGUGGACAGGAUUUUGCCCGUUGAUAUAUACGUCCCUGGGUGCCCGCCCACGGCGGAGGCAUUGCUGUACGGUAUCUUUCGACUGCAGAGGAAGAUCCAGAAAACAAAAGUGACAAGGAUGUGGUAUCGCAAGUAA
Molecule: messenger RNA, 669 nt
Organism: Colletotrichum aenigma
Lineage: Eukaryota; Fungi; Ascomycota; Sordariomycetes; Glomerellales; Glomerellaceae
Product: NADH-ubiquinone oxidoreductase 19.3 kDa subunit
Exons: 3
Coding region: 1-669 (222 amino acids)
Biological process (GO): mitochondrial respiratory chain complex I assembly; electron transport coupled proton transport; aerobic respiration
Molecular function (GO): NADH dehydrogenase (ubiquinone) activity; quinone binding; 4 iron, 4 sulfur cluster binding
Source: RefSeq, a predicted model, not a curated record